CGAGGCAAAAGGUCAUUGGUGUCACAUGUAUUUAAAGCAUCGGCCUCAGCUCCAAAUCAUCACUACGCUGGUAACAGUGCCUUUUGCCAACCAUAGUCAUGAACUCUUGCCAUCUCUUCGCUGUCAUUUGCCUCUGUGGGAUAUUUAUAUGUUCACAAUGUGACCAAACUGCCCAGGACAGGAUAGAGGCAGAGGUGGAGGGGUCCGGGGAAGUCCUCACCCACACAGGUAAAGUCCCGGUGGUUGAUGAUGAGCUGAUGACGACUCGGGUUCCCGACACAAACAACAAACAGACGACACGGGACAGCGUCAAGUUCACCAAUGAGGAAGUUCUUACCAAAGAUAAUAAAGUGUCUGGCUCCGGUGACAGCAAAAAGACGGCGUCAACAGAUAUCGUGUUCAUCAUCGCUCCAGCAGUGGUAGGGACUGUUGCCUUAAUAGCGGUUGUCAUAGCAAUAGUCUUCAUUAGGAGAAAAGGAAAACAGGACAAGGUGAUUUUAUGAACCCACAAAUAUUUGAUCGUCAGGCCGAUCUGUGAUAUAAUAUUAAGGAUUAAUACAAGUGGACAUUGAUGUGAUGGUCAAACCUUGCACCCAUUUUCUUCAGAAUUUUCGGUCAUAUUUAUUGCGGGUUUUUUUUUUUUUUUACAUGCACCGGACCUUCCUUGUUCCGUUUGUUUUCAUCAUCAACUGCAUAGUGAAGAUCAAUCAAUCUAUUUAUUUUUCGUCAGAUUUUUCACUGAUUAUUAUUUUUUUUUUUUGAUAUCUGAUUUCGUGACUACAUAAACAAAAAAAUCAUAAUUAUUGUUAUCUAGGAGCUGAUGACAAACCGAUGUUUAUUGUAGUUUAGGGUGAAAAGAGAUGAAAAGUGUUCAACCCCCACCCACCCUUACCCGACAUUGGCGUUUUGAGAAAACAUCCGCUUAUAAUACUCUCCGUUUAGAGUUAAGAGGUUGUUGUCAUUUUUGUAUGUGAAACAAAUGUUUAAUAUGAAUUGAUUGGAAUUAAAAACUUUAUUUCAAUA
Magallana angulata is the source of this 1023-nucleotide messenger RNA. RefSeq lists its product as uncharacterized. Lineage: Eukaryota; Metazoa; Mollusca; Bivalvia; Ostreida; Ostreidae. The record is from RefSeq and is a predicted model, not a curated record. The coding region runs from base 99 to 503 and encodes 134 amino acids. The transcript is spliced from 4 exons.